This is a messenger RNA of Grus americana (Whooping crane), 2825 nucleotides long. It is a transcript of the gene PLCXD1, whose product is annotated as phosphatidylinositol specific phospholipase C X domain containing 1. Gene Ontology annotation, biological process: lipid metabolic process. Bases 255 to 1271 code for a protein of 338 amino acids. Gene Ontology annotation, molecular function: phosphoric diester hydrolase activity. The transcript is spliced from 8 exons. The record is from RefSeq and is a predicted model, not a curated record. NCBI's taxonomy places the organism in Eukaryota, Metazoa, Chordata, Aves, Gruiformes, Gruidae.
CAGCCCCCGCCCGAGUGCGGGCAGCGCGCGGGGGGAGCCGGGGGUGCGCAAGUCUCCCUGAGGAGCUGAGAUGGAAGCGGAAUCGUUCAUCGGAGGAAUAAGAAGAUGGACGUUUUCCUCUUUGGUCCCAGAAGCCAGCAGGAUCUGAAAAUCCAGUGUCCUGACAUCUUGGUCAAGGCUUUUCACAGAGAUAUUGUUGUGGCAGCUGAAUUGAUGCUUCAGGAACAUCUUGUGAAGUCCUAGAACAGGCACUGAUGGAAGGCCCUUUGCAAACCUCUGUUCACGUGUGCCAUGAAAAUGGUCAAUGGAUGUCACGAUUACCAGAGAAGCUCUGGGAUAUUCCCCUCUAUAACUUAGCUCUUCCAGGGAGUCACGACACUAUGACGUACUGCUUGGAUAAAAACUCUGCUGUUAGUGGCAAUGAAUCCAAGCUGGUGAAGUUCUUAAACAAAUGUAUACCCUGCAUUGUGCACCCCAUUAUCAUGAAGUGGUCUACAACACAGGUACUGACUGUGACGGAGCAACUUGAGGCUGGAGUCAGAUAUCUGGAUUUUAGGAUUGCACACAAGGCUAAUGAUCCAUCUUUGACGUUGUACUUCGUGCAUAUGAUUUACACAACUAUUACUGUACAGGAUAUUCUGUGGGAAGUGUUAAGGUGGUUGGAAACGCAUCCUCAGGAAGUUGUUAUCUUAGCCUGCAGGAAUUUUGAUGGAUUAAGCAAGAAACUUCACUGUCAUCUUAUUGCCUGUAUAAAAGAGAUUUUCCAGUGUAAACUGUGUCCCAGAAAUGUGGUGCCGACACUGCGGACCAUGUGGCAGCGCGGCCAUCAGGCUAUAGUCUCGUACGAAGAGGACACGGAAGUGGAGGAGCACUGCGAGCUGUGGCCCGCGAUCCCGUACUGGUGGGGAAACAAAACUGCCACUCGGGCUCUUAUCCAUUUCUUAGAGCGCAUGAAGCAGAGGGGCCGUCCAGAGAAAUUCUUUGUAGCGGGGAUUAACCUUACUGAAAACUUAAGGUAUAUUCUCUUACACCCAUUUGGAUCAUUGAAGAAAAUGACACUCCGGAGUCUUCCAUGCCUGAAAAUCUGGAUAAAGCAGCAGUAUCCAGGACCAAAAAAAGAAUGUAUUAACAUCAUUGCUGGAGACUUUAUAGGAAAUGAUGAUUUUGUCAAAGAUGUGAUAGAACUUAACACAAAAAUUAAUCCGCCAUUGCACUGUCAAAGUAAAGGGGUGGAACAAACAGUAUUUCACUCUCAGCUUCUUCAUCUGUGAAAAGCAGAAGAGGCUUUGUCUGCAGUUAACGUGCCCUGGUUUAAACAGCCCGGAUCCCAUAGAGGUCCGGUUAACUUAAACCAGGGAUGUUUUAAAGACUCAGGGAGAAAAGCGCUCUCAACAUCAUCAGGUUUUCAAGGCCCUUUCACAGAAAAGGGAACAGGCAGACCUUGCCAAAGUCUCUAGAGAACUGUGGUACAGGUAUCAUUUACUGUAGCAGUUGACAAUACUGAAAGUCCAAAGAACUUAAUCUUAUUUUACAUAUGAGGAAGAAGGAGAAAUAUGUCAGUAGCUGCAUGAAUUAUUUUGUGAUAAGAUUUUUAUCUUUCUUAUAAUUGUAAAGAUAUUCUGCACUACUUGCAACCCCAAUUCUCAGUCUUUUAGAUCAGUGUGAAACUGAGUGGUCUGUUUUCAUAGUUAGUGUUAAAUAAACAAAAGGAACAGUUUAAAAAUAUUUUUGAUAUAUCAAAGAUACUGUAUAAACAAUCCUAUUUGAUGUGAUUUUUAUAUAUACAUCGUAUCAUUAACAUUGGGGAUCUGGAAGUGGCUGUACCGUUGUUGGGUACUGAGUAUCAGUUGUGAGCACCUUUACCAACAGGGUAGUCACAACACUCUUUAUGAUUUGUAAGAGGGUUUUUAUGUGUAUUUGAACACUUAUUCUUUUUAUCACUCGUGCCAGUUCUGCAGUGAUAAAGAUACCAAAACUAAGCCUCUAGACAUUUUUGUCUGUGGUAAUGAAAUAUCUUUUAUUAGGUGUCGCCAAAAUAUGCCUUACACUGAAAAUAAACAUGUAUGAAACAAAUGCCUUCUCUAAACUUGGACUGCUCUAGAAAUACAGAUUCUUGGCUUCUGUCAUGCUCAUCUGGGGUUUCACACCUAGUCUUUAACUAUUUUAGUAGCACUGUAAUUAUUUUUCCUCUCAAUAAGCAGGUUUUGCUUAUGUAAAAACUAAGGCUUUUAUGCUGUUUGCCAUUGCAUAUUAACCCUACUUUUCUAAUUUUUAAAAUGAACUGUGCAGUAACAGCUGAUCACAAAGCUAAGAGAAAGGGCAAGCGUCAGGACUAAACCAAAACCAGGCAUUGUAUAAAGUUCACUAUGCAGCUUCAUCAAUAUACCUCACUUUUUAGAUGCACUCUAUAUGCAAAAGCUGAGUUCAAAUGCCUGGUGAGAUGUUCGUGUUUGCAGUAGGUGUUUACAGAAGUUUGAAAGCAACUGCUACUUGACAUCAGAUCAGGGUCACCCUAGACUUCUCAGCACGAAAGGCUAAGAUACUACCUCCUUGUGUAAUCUCUUGCAAUUGCAGAAUAUGUAGGAGUAAAAACAUAAACAUUCCAUUUAUAAAGAAGACUUUCUAAAUGCUGUUUUCAGGGCUUUUUAUCCUUGUUCUUACCUUUAUGUACUUCACAGGGAGUAGUCACUCAGUCUUGAUUUUUUUCUUUUUGAGUCACUAAAUGCAUUAAGUGUCACGUUACACUCAGAGUGUUUUUCUGCCUCUCUUUUGUAACCUCGAGUGACUUGUUAUUCUAUCUAAUAAAAGUUCAUCUCUUUGUGUAA